CGAAACCUCCUUUAUCAAGUUGACAACUAAAAACUGACACGUCAAUCGACAAAUAUAAUUGGUCCGGUCCACUGUCUAGAAAACGGUGAAAUUCGGCGAUAAACUCCUUGUGCAAAGGAAAUCCGACCGCGUCAAAGGAAAAUCAAACGUAUCUUGUGCCGCGUUCAAGUCGCCUCGAAUUCAUUCUCGCGAAAUUCCAAAAGAAAACAAGCAAACAUGUCGCUGGCGGAGGGCCCUUGCUAUACCAUCAUCAACAGUGCGGAAACUGAACAAUUUAACGAAAUGCAACUGAAGCAGGACCUGGAGAAGGGCGAUGUCAAUCUGAAAAUCGAAACGCUGAAAAAAGUGAUUCAAUUGAUGUUGAAUGGCGAACGGCUUCCCGGUCUACUCAUGACCAUCAUCCGGUUCGUGUUGCCGCUGCAAAAUCACACGGUCAAGAAGUUGCUUUUGAUUUUCUGGGAAAUCGUACCCAAGACGUCGUCCGAUGGGAAACUAUUGCAGGAGAUGAUCCUUGUUUGUGAUGCAUACAGAAAGGAUCUCCAACAUCCGAACGAGUUCCUUCGCGGCUCCACGUUGAGGUUCCUAUGCAAGUUGAAGGAACCAGAACUGUUGGAACCUCUGAUGCCUGCGAUUCGAGCUUGUCUGGACCAUCGACACUCAUAUGUUCGACGGAAUGCGGUCUUGGCAAUCUUCACCAUCUACAAAAAUUUCGAAUGGUUGGUUCCUGAUGGACCUGAACUGAUUGCAAACUUUUUGGACACUCAACAGGACAUGUCAUGUAAACGCAAUGCAUUCCUCAUGCUUCUCCAUGCCGACCAAGAGCGUGCUCUUAACUACUUGGCAUCGUGUCUCGAUCAAGUCAAUAAUUUCGGUGACAUUCUUCAACUUGUGAUCGUCGAGCUUAUCUACAAAGUGUGCCACGCCAACCCUUCAGAACGUUCUCGCUUCAUCCGUUGCAUUUAUAAUCUUUUGAACUCUUCGUCAAACGCUGUCCGAUAUGAAGCUGCUGGGACGUUGAUUACCCUUUCUUCAGCCCCAACAGCCAUCAAAGCCGCGGCAGGUUGCUAUAUCGAAUUAAUCGUGAAGGAGAGCGACAACAAUGUCAAGUUGAUUGUAUUGGAUCGUCUAAUUGCUAUGAAAGAAAAUGAGAACAUGGAACGGGUAAUGCAGGAUCUUGUUAUGGAUAUUCUACGGGUUCUUGCCGCUCCCGACAUUGAAGUCCGUCGCAAAACUCUAGCUUUAGCAAUGGAUCUUGUGUCGUCAAGGAAUAUCGAGGAAAUGGUGCUAGUUCUUAAAAAGGAAGUUUCAAAAACACACAACGUUGAGCACGAAGACACUGGAAAAUAUCGCCAACUACUCGUUCGCACUUUGCAUAGCUGCUCCAUUAAAUUCCCCGAUGUGGCCGCCACAGUUAUUCCUGUUCUAGUAGAAUUCUUGUCUGACAACAACGAACUGGCUGCCACUGACGUUCUGAUCUUUAUUCGUGAAGCCAUUCAAAAAUUCCCGUCUCUUCGCAAUUUAAUUGUCGAGAAAUUGGUCGAAGCUUUUCCGGCUAUCAAAUCAUCCAAGGUUCAUCGUGCCGCAGUUUGGAUUCUUGGCGAAUAUGUUGAUAGUGCCGAUCAAAUUUUGGAAGUAUUAGAAGUAAUCAAUCAAACAUUGGGUGAAAUUCCAAUGGUAGAAGCAGAACAAAAACGUCUACUCGGUGAACAGUCUGAAGAAGACCAACAGGCAACGGGCGCUGUAAAGGAUAAUGCUGCACCGAAUAAAGUCACGUCAGAUGGAACUUAUGCAACACAAAGUGCUUUCAGUGUUGCAACGGUUGCUAAAAAGGAGAAGCGACCACCGUUGCGGCAGUAUUUAAUGGAUGGGGAGUUCUUUAUUGGGGCAUCUCUUGCUGCAACUCUUACUAAGCUUGCUCUACGGUAUAUGGAGUUGGAAAGUGACACGUGCAAAAAGAAUCGUACAUGCAGUCAGGCUAUGCUUGUUAUGAGCUCUAUCCUACAUCUUGGUAAAUCCGGUUUCCCGACUAAACCCAUAACUAACGACGAUAUUGACCGCAUCUUCCUUUGUUUAAAAACUCUAAGUGAAUUGACUCCGGAAGCGGUUGAGGUGUUCCGUCAUCGUUGCCGUGAAGCUUUAGGCAAAAUGUUGGAUGCUCAACAUGAAGAGGAAUUGCAGACUCAAAAGGAAAAACAAAAAAGCGUCGCCAAAGUUCAACCUGAUGAUCCAGUUGUGUUCUCACAACUAUCGUCGGGUCGUGAUAAUCAAUUGGGCGAAAACGUGUUUGAAUCGAGUCUCAAUCAAGCACUGGCCGGAACGAAAUCGACAAAUCUCUCGGAAGUUGCAUCACCAAAUAAUAAACUGAAUAAGGUUACGCAGUUGACUGGCUUUUCAGAUCCUGUCUAUGCUGAGGCAUACGUGAAUGUGAAUCAAUAUGAUAUUGUUUUGGAUGUUUUGAUAGUUAACCAAACGAACGACACGCUGCAAAAUUGCAUCCUUGAGCUGGCCACAUUAGGCGAUCUGAAAUUGGUUGAACGUCCCCACCCCGUCGUUUUGGCUCCACACGAUUUCUGUAACAUCAAAGCCACUGUCAAGGUUUCAUCUACAGAGAAUGGAGUUAUCUUCGGAAACAUAGUCUACGACACGUCUAACACAUCCAAUGUCGUUGUUUUGAACACAAUUCACAUUGAUAUCAUGGAUUACAUCAUUCCUGCAACAUGCACUGAUACCGAGUUCCGCCAAAUGUGGCAAGAUUUCGAAUGGGAAAAUAAGGUCACAGUCAACACAACCUACACAGAUUUGCAUGAAUAUUUGAAACAUUUACUGAAGUGCACAAACAUGAAGUGCCUCACCCCAGAGAAGGCUCUUUCCGGCCAGUGUGGCUUUAUGGCUGCCAAUAUGUAUGCCAGAUCAAUAUUCGGUGAGAACGCUCUUGCCAAUUUAAGUAUUGAGAAACCAAUGGACGAUAAAGAUGCUAAAGUUACUGGCCAUAUUCGGAUUCGUGCCAAAAGUCAGGGUAUGGCUCUUAGUCUAGGCGAUAAAAUCAGUUCUUCUCAAAAACAGUCAGUGCAAGCUGCUUAACAUUUUAGAGGUAUUGAAUCGGAAUUUAGUUGAGUUUAAUGUUACGAAGAGGUAAGGCGUAUAACAACACGACAUAUAUACGAGUAUACAGCCGGAGACAUGUUAUGGAAUACAAUUUUACAGAAAAAUUAAAUAAAGUACAUAAUCGCUAA
Hermetia illucens (black soldier fly) is the source of this 3233-nucleotide messenger RNA. RefSeq names its product coatomer subunit beta (gene betaCOP). Gene Ontology annotation, cellular component: cytoplasm; COPI vesicle coat. NCBI's taxonomy places the organism in Eukaryota, Metazoa, Arthropoda, Insecta, Diptera, Stratiomyidae. Gene Ontology annotation, biological process: intracellular protein transport; endoplasmic reticulum to Golgi vesicle-mediated transport; intra-Golgi vesicle-mediated transport. The transcript has 10 exons. Gene Ontology annotation, molecular function: structural molecule activity. Bases 217 to 3081 code for a protein of 954 amino acids. The record is from RefSeq and is a predicted model, not a curated record.